CAAAACAAAAUUAAAACACUGAGAUCUGUCAAAAAGCGUGGGUAAAGUUUUUUGAAAGAAGCUUCAAAUAUUGAUCAAAAUUCUGAUUUUAACAGUAAAUAAAAAGUCACACCAAGUUUUUAAAGAAACAAUAUAUAAUCCGCUUCUGUAAAGUUUGUAAAAUAAUUAAGUUUAGUGACAGGAAUGAUGAAUUUUCAACAAACAGCAAUGAAGCGAACCGUUUCCGGCAGAGCUACCCGACCGGUGGUAAAAGAAUCAAUUAUCGAGUCCGGUUCAUCGGGUGACGAAAACGACGAAUAUUUAAUGGACACGCCCGACGAAAACCCGGCAAAGUACUGCCGACUGUGCUUCUCCAUAGCUCAACCCUUGGAACCGGUGUUCAGCGGUCCGCACGACCAGGGAGGGCACAUAGCGCAGCUUAUUCGGGAGAGUAUGAACGUGUCGUUGACCGCACGGGAAGACCACCCGUGCGCCAUUUGUCGCGAGUGCUUCCAGCGGCUGCACGAGUUUCAACGCUUCAGGUCGCUCUUUCACACGCUGAACCAGGUGGUUCGCCGCAAGAAAAACACCCAAAGAGCGGUCCUUGCUAAAAAGGCAAAGAAAAAGGCCAAAGUUUCCACCGCAGCCGCAUCGGCAGCUGUUCCGAUCGUUGACAGCACGACCAACGGGCCGCCGGAGCUGCCCGCGAAAGGAGCGGAUUGCAUUGAACUGUCCGAUGAGGAUGAUGACAAUCCGGUCGUGAGCAACGGUCCAUCGGCGGAGACGGCCGAGGACAUGGACGACGAUCAGCCGUAUAUCGCGCUGGACGACGACUGGUUCUGCUGUCGGCUGUGCAACCGAAUGUUCCAGACGCUGGCGGUAAUGAUCGAUCAUCUUCGCGACAUACACCCGGGGACCGUCAAUGUUUACCAAAUGCCACCGGGCAGAGUCUCCGGGACGGAUGAACAAUCAAACAUUAUGAGCGAGGUCAUGUCCGGUGGUGUGAGAUUCUUCAAGUGUAACGAUUGCGACACCAUGCUGCGUCAGAAGAGUAACAUGUUCAAACACUGGACUCGCUUCCACAAGGACGGUGCCAUGAAAAAGUUACACUGUGGAGUGGAAGGCUGUACGCGGUUCUUCAUGGAUAGCAAAAGCUACCGGCGUCAUCUUACAAUUCAUCACGGCAUAACGGAUCCGUCGAAAAUACUGAAAUAUCAGAUGCAGCAAAGCUAACGCGGUGGUUUUUUCUUAUGUAUUAAAUGAUUGAACAGAAAUAAAUUAGUUGAAAAACUCAACUAGGAUUUUAA
Molecule: messenger RNA, 1286 nt
Organism: Culex quinquefasciatus (southern house mosquito)
Lineage: Eukaryota; Metazoa; Arthropoda; Insecta; Diptera; Culicidae
Exons: 2
Coding region: 184-1212 (342 amino acids)
Biological process (GO): regulation of transcription by RNA polymerase II
Cellular component (GO): nucleus
Molecular function (GO): sequence-specific DNA binding; DNA-binding transcription factor activity, RNA polymerase II-specific; zinc ion binding
Source: RefSeq, a predicted model, not a curated record